Messenger RNA from Ipomoea triloba (trilobed morning glory), 1537 nucleotides. RefSeq names its product protein trichome birefringence-like 19. Gene Ontology annotation, cellular component: Golgi apparatus. The record is from RefSeq and is a predicted model, not a curated record. Gene Ontology annotation, molecular function: O-acetyltransferase activity. The transcript is spliced from 2 exons. Bases 4 to 1251 code for a protein of 415 amino acids. NCBI's taxonomy places the organism in Eukaryota, Viridiplantae, Streptophyta, Magnoliopsida, Solanales, Convolvulaceae.
AACAUGAUAGAACAUCCCCUGCAAAACCAAAAAAAAAAAAAAAUGAAGGACAGUGGAGCAGAGUCUCCGAGGAGACGAGUUUUGGGAGCGUUUAGGAAGGCUGUUCUGCCAAUCUCCACAACUCUUGUCAUCUUCGCAACCUUCUGCUUCACCUCCUACAAUAUCUCCGAUUCGCUGCUUCAAUCUUUCAACUUAAUCCCCGGCGGCGAGUGUAACAUUUUUCAGGGGAACUGGGUCCCGUUUCCCGAAGGUCCGUAUUACACGAAUGUUACGAAGUGUGACAUUGAGGAUCGGCAGAAUUGCAUGAAGUUUGGGAGACCGGACACUGGGUUUUUGAAAUGGAGGUGGCAGCCAGACCGGUGUGAGCUGCCUCUGUUCGAUGGCAGGCAGUUUUUGGAGAUUGUCCAAGGGAAAACUAUGGCUUUCGUGGGCGACUCUGUUGCUAGAAACCAAAUGCAGUCGCUCAAGUGCCUCUUGGCUAGCGUUGCCGAUCCUGUAAAGGUUUCUGACACGGCAGUUGAGCGGUGGGUAUACAAGGAAUACAAUUUCACGCUACUUUCGUUCUGGUCGCCGCACAUAGUGAAAGCCAAAGACGCCGAUCCUAGGUGGGUUUCGCCGGACAGCCUUAUGAACCUUUACACAGACGAAGCAGACAGGGUGUGGGCGGACGAGAUGGCCGAUGCAGACGUGGUGAUUUUCUCGGCGGGGCAAUGGUUCUUCCGCCCAUUUUUCUACUACAAAAACGGCCAGAUCGUGGGGUGCCACAGAUGCAACGAAACCAACAUCGAGAAGCGCAACCACUACUUCGGCUACGGGCUGGCCUUUCGCACGGCCUUCAAGACUCUGUUAGACCACGAAAAGUUCAAGGGACUGGUGAUUCUGCGGACGUUCUCGCCGGCCCACUUCGAGAAUGGAGAAUGGAACACUGGCGGAAACUGCGUGAGGACGAGGCCGUUCACGAAGCGGCAGAUGAAGCUAGAAGGGUACACCUUAGAGAUGUACUUGACUCAGGUGAGGGAAUUCAUGGCGGCCAAAAGGGAAGGGAGUAAAAAGGGGGUGAGGUUCAGGUUGCUGGACACGACUGAAUCCAUGGUUCUGAGACCCGAUGGACACCCGAACCAUUUUGGCCACUGGGCGUACGAGAACAAAACCACGGCGGAUUGUGUGCACUGGUGCAUGCCUGGCCCCAUUGACACUUGGAAUGAGUUUUUGCUUCAUGUGUUGAAGAUGGAAACACCAGAAUAUAUAUAAUCCACUUACAGAUAAGUAAAUUGCAGCAUUGAAUUGAAUUGGAAGCCAUAAGUCUUAGACUCUUGGUCCAAUUAAGUUUGGGCUUCUUUCACAUUUCUCUGCUGUGGUUUUAUUCACUUUACUUGUUUAGGGUGGACUGGUUGGAGUUUAUUUGAAGUAGAAGAUGUUCAUACAUUCAAACAAUUGUAAGUGCGCCGUAGUGGCCAAGUUGAGUAUUUAAAUAAAAAUUGUUUAAAGUUGUAGAAUAUGCUGAAAAAAAAAAAUUAGCAUACAUUUUAAGUGGCUA